Molecule: messenger RNA, 414 nt
Organism: Seminavis robusta
Lineage: Eukaryota; Bacillariophyta; Bacillariophyceae; Naviculales; Naviculaceae
Source: the annotation of a GenBank genome assembly
AUGGCCCCUCGUAUUGAACAAGACCUUGAACAAGCCCAAAACAAAGAGCAAAACCAGCAGAGCCAGGUCAAGUCUCUGGAACCUUCCGGUUCCCCCGUAGUAUUCAAUGAAGACCUUGAAGUUCCCAUGGGAGUAUCCGUUAGCAAGACACAAGAAGACUCCAAGGAGAGCACCCGGAAGAUCAGCAAUGUUACAAUCGGCGCCUUGAUUAUCUGCGUCCUGAUUGCAAUUGUGGUGGCUGUCUCCUUCGCUGUAACAUUGUAUAGAUACGACGUGCAAUUAUCGGCUGAAGAGGACGAGCAACUCCUCAAGCCAUUUGGAUUUGGAGAGGAUGAUUUGAUUGCCAAUGACGACGCUCUCAAUGGAACUGCAUGGUUGGCGUGGGACAACAGUACCAACGCCGAUGGGAUAUAG